AAAAUAGGAGACCUUGGCUAUCGUAAUGUCGAGCGACCUCCAGGCUCUUUGCUCCUCUCUUUGCCCCGAGACAGACCCUCAUAUUCGGCCACUGCAGGCACCUUCAUGCAUGGAGCUUUUUUCGACGUGACAAUCAAGAAGGAAAUGGACUUUCAAGACAAUUAAAAGGACAACAGAGCAAAAAGAAAUAGAAACAACGUGCAGUGCAAAACAGUGCAAAUUGUGAGACUGUGAGUCCACUUGGGUCACGGGAUUAUCAAUUGGAAGGCGUCACAGUUCUGAGCACUUCCCGCAGGAAUCUACUUCAAGAAGUGAAAGAUCUCCUGACAGGAGUGCUCUGCUGUUUUCCAGUAUUCUACUGCAAAAACAUGAAGCAGGCAGAGGAGGAGUGAUGUGACACCUGGAAAGGCAGACGUUCCUGGGGAUGAUGAGGGAAGCAGCGGGACGACCUCCCAGGAUGCGUCUGGAAGCGCGUCCGUCUCCGCUGUGAGAUGCCUGCUCGCAGCGUCCCGCCAUAGUCCACACGCGCAGGAGGCCCGACUGGGGAGACGUGGAGGCGCCUGGGGGCGGGCAGAGGAGCUUUGUGGCGGCGGGCGCGAGAGGGAUGCUGUGAAAGAUGAAGGUGGACGUGCUGACGUGUCUAACGGUGGCCGCCGCGAGCCUCGUCGCCAUGGUGACCGGGGGCCGCAGCUCCGGGCGCAGGAGGCACAAGGAGGUCUUCCACGGGGAAAACAGCAAGUUCAAGUUUGGAGGACGGAUCGACUACAAGUUGAAGAAGCAGGACAGCACCAAAACACUGCUGAUAAAAAGUGAACAGCUGCUGAGGAUUGAGGAGCACGACUUUGCCAUGAGACCUGGCUUUGGAGGAUCGGCCAUCCCCGUGGGCAUCGACGUGCAGGUGGAGAGCAUCGACAGCAUCUCUGAAGUCAACAUGGAUUUCACCAUGACCUUGUACCUGCGCCACUACUGGAAAGACGAGCGCCUGGCCUUCCCGUCCCGCAACAACCAGAGCCGGACGUUCGACUCGCGGCUGGUGAAGAAGAUCUGGGUCCCGGACGUCUUCUUCGCCCACUCCAAGCGCUCCUUCAUCCACGACACCACCAUGGAGAACAUCAUGCUGCGCGUGUACCCCGACGGGAAAGUCCUCUACAGCGUCAGGGUGACGGUGACCACUCUGUGCUCCAUGGACUUCAGCAGCUUCCCUCUGGACACACAGAACUGCUCGCUGGAGCUGGAGAGCUAUGCGUACAACGAGAACGAUUUGAUGCUCUACUGGAAAAACGGCAACGACUCGCUGAGGACCGACGAGAUCGUCUUGUCUCAGUUCUUCAUCGAGCAUUUCCACCCCUCCAGCGGCCUGGCCUUCUACAGCAGCACAGGAUGGUACAAUCGACUAUUCAUCAACUUCAUCCUGCGGAGGCACAUCUUCUUCUUCAUGCUCCAGACCUACUUCCCCACCAUGCUGAUGGUGGUCCUGUCCUGGGUGUCCUUCUGGAUCGACCGCAGGGCCGUCCCCGCUCGCGUCUCUCUAGGCAUGACCACCGUGCUCACCAUGUCCACCAUCAUCACCGGCGUGUCGUCCUCCAUGCCUCAGGUGUCCUACGUGAAGGCGGUGGACAUCUACCUGUGGACCAGCUUCCUGUUUGUCUUCCUGUCCGUCAUCGAGUACGCGGCGGUGAACUACUGCACCACCCUGGAGGAGAUGAGGAAGAUGAGGGGGGGAAAGCUUCCGUCCACCUUCAACGCCAGCCAGGCCAUGGCCUUCGACGGCUGUUUCCACGACAACGAGCUGGAGCUGACACCGUUCCCCCGCCUGGCUCAGGCCCCGACCUCUGACCCUCUCACGGCGCCCUCGCCGCUGCACAACACACGCCCCCCGGCGGGGAUCCGCCUGCACCGGCAGCGCUCGGUGCGGGAGAACGUGGACCUCCUGGUGAGCAACAGCUACAUGAUUGACUCGUACUCCCGCCUGGCCUUCCCGCUGUCCUACCUCCUCUUCAACACCAUCUACUGGGGCCUCUACUCCUGAGCUGGAGUACCUGGAGAUAACACCCAAACUAAUCAUCCACAAAUGCUCCAACAGAGAUUUUAAAGUGGAUCUUCAGACUGUGAGCCGGUCACCAUGCCAACCAGAUUACACUACAUGUCAUUUUUGUUCAUACUUGAAUAUUCUCAUUUUGAGGGGGAAUUACGCAACUCAAAUAAACCUACUUUUUCAAAAAGUCUUAAUUUUCUUUCUUUCUUUUAGUUUAUUUCGAACAUGAACAUACUUACAGUGUAAUACAUCACACAAUUUCAUAUCAUUUCACUUUACAUCAUGUCUGAAAAGGAGUAGGAAGAAGCAAAGCUUAUUUAAUCCUCCCCCUUUCCCACUUCAGAGCGUUUACAAUUAUAUAGAAUCAUUUACUGACCUUUUUAUAUAAUAAAAUAACAUCUGUGAAUUAGUAUACACAACCGUUUUGUAAUAUAUAAUUUAUUAAUUCAGUCAUUAUUAACAUACUGAGAUGAAGAAUAUCUUAUUUUCAAUAAGGUUGAAAGUAUUUCUCAUAAUUCUUCUUCUUUGUACUUUGUAAGCACUAUUAUUUUGAACAACCUCUUAAAGUGGAUCAUAUCAGUACAAUGUUUAACUUCAUUACUUAAUCCAUUCCAUCAUUUAAUUCCACAUACAGAUAUGCUAAAGGUUCUAAGUGUUGUACGUGCAUACAAAUGUUUUAAAUUAUUUAUUCCUCUAAGGUUAUAUUUCUCCUCUUUAGUUGAGAAGAAUUGUUGUACAUUCUUUGGUAGCAGGUUAUAGUUUGCUUUGUACAUCAUUUUAGCUGUUUGCAAUUUUACCAAAUCACCAAACUUUAAUAUUUUUGACUUAAUAAAUAAAGGGUUUGUAUGUUCUCUAUAUCCAACAUUAUGUAUUAUUCUAACUGAUCUUUUUUGUAACACGGUUAGCGAAUGUAGCGCACAUUUGUAGUUAUUUCCCCAUAUUUCUGCACUAUAACUCAGAUAUGGUAACACUAGCGAGCAGUAGAGAAUAUGAAGUGAUUUUUGGCCUAGGACGUAUUUUGCUUUAUUCAUUAUUGAAAUGUUUUUUGCCACCUUAUGUUGUAUGUUUUGUUUAUGAGAUUUCCAGUUCAUUUGAUCAUCUAUUAAUACUCCCAAAAAUCUUGUUUCUUUUACCCUUUCAAUGUUUACUCCGUCUAUUUGUAUUUGUGUAUGAUGCUCUUCUCUACUGUUACCAAAUAGCAUUAUUUUAGUUUUAGUUUUUAUUUUAGUCUGUUUUUGUCGAACCAUCUUUUUAAUUUGUUCAUUUCUUCUGUUAUUUUUUUGUAUUAUCUUCUGUGUGUUCUCUCCUGAACAGAAAGCGGUCAAUUCUUUUCACAUGUUCUUCAAAGUGCUAGUAAAAAAUGUGGCAUAUUUUAAAUAAACUCGGUUGGUAAAUACAAAACUCCAGCGAUAUCAUUGUUUACGGCAUUUAAAAACGAUUUGCGGUCAUUACUGUUGCCAUAGUAGCUCAUGGCAUUUUUUU
Messenger RNA from Entelurus aequoreus (snake pipefish), 3517 nucleotides. Its product is annotated as gamma-aminobutyric acid receptor subunit rho-3. The record is from RefSeq and is a predicted model, not a curated record. Bases 617 to 2029 code for a protein of 470 amino acids. The transcript has 14 exons. Gene Ontology annotation, molecular function: extracellular ligand-gated monoatomic ion channel activity; neurotransmitter receptor activity; GABA-A receptor activity. Gene Ontology annotation, cellular component: synapse; neuron projection; membrane. Lineage: Eukaryota; Metazoa; Chordata; Actinopteri; Syngnathiformes; Syngnathidae. Gene Ontology annotation, biological process: chemical synaptic transmission; nervous system process; monoatomic ion transmembrane transport.